UUGAGCCUGAAUAAGAUCUUCAGAUACCCUUCUACCUCUGUGUGUGCGAACAGACAUUUGCUCAGUGCUGAAAAUGACUGUAUCUCGUGUUUACUGCUUCGUUUCCUUAGGCAUUCUGGCCGUGAAUGAAGCAGUCGGUCACGGAGAUACCAGCCCUACCCUGAGUGCCUUGUGCUCACCAGAUGUGGGGCUGUACGGAGUCGCUGCAGAGUGUGCAGAGACAUACCAGCGAGAGUUGGCAGAAGUCGAAAGGAGAAAAGUGGCCACAGGAGGCAGUGGCAGUGAACGGGUGAAACACUGGGUGAGAGGAGGCUGUCAUCAUUAUCAUAACGUGAGGACCAGAGAGGGAGGAUGGGAUGAGCCGACAGAAUUUGUGCAGAAUGACACACAGCUGUCACGGGAGGAGAUGCAGAGCACUGUAUCUGGAGUCACGGCAGCAUACGAGCGAGAGCAGUUGUGGCUGGCCAAAGAGAACCUGCUGGUGAAGCUUCAGGCACGUUGUCGAGGCUGUCUUGUCUGUCAGGAAUUCAACUCCAGAAUGAGGUUUUUGAAGAAGCAAGUUCCAGCCAUCACUUGCAUGCAGUCCCAGUGGCGUGGCUAUAAACAGAGGAAGGCAUAUCAAAUCCGUUCGGAUUACUGACGAGCACACAAGGACCAAGAAGUGAAGAUUCAGUCACUGGCCAGGAUGUAUCAAGGCAGAAGGCGUUACAGAGAUCACCUGCAAUAUUUCAGAGACAACAUAAAUGACGUUAUAAAAACUCAAGCUUUUAUCCGAGGAAACAAAGCAGGAGAAGACUACAAAACCCUCAUUAAUGCUGAAAACCCACCUACGGCUGUGGUUGGGAAAUUGGUUCACUUGCUCGCGGACCCAGAUUUUCAGGAGGAGCUGGAGCUAAUGAAACUGUGUGAGGAAGCUGUGACCUUGAUCCGAUCUAAUCAACAGCUUGAAAAUGACCUCAAUCUCAUGGACCUCAAGAUUGGACUGCUAGUGAAGAACAGAAUGACACUGCAGGAUGUUGUUUCUCAUAGCAAAAAUCUUAGCAAGGAGAACAAGGAACAGCUCUGUGACGUGAUGACGCUGAACGAGCAAAAGGGAGGUUUGCAAGCUUGGAGCAAAGAGGAGAGGGAAAAGCUGGAAGCCUAUCAGCAUCUUUUCUACUUGAGUGUUGAGGCGCUGUCUGUCUUUGUGGUGUUGGCUUUUGUGGACACGUGCUGUAUGGGAACUGCUGAGUCAUGGCCUGAACCUCUGAUUGAUCACCUGAGGCGAGCAGUGAGUCAGGCAGAGGAGCACACUACUCCAACGUACUUGGCCAAGCUGCUUUUGCAGAUGCCUCAAAACAACCCCACAGAGUUCAUGGAUUCAGCCAUCUUCACGCUGCAUAACUACGCAUCCAGUCAGAGAGAGGAAUCUCUGCUGUUGCGGCUGUUGCAAACAGCAUUGCAGGAAGAGAUCAAGUACGUUAUGCGCUCUUUCAACCGUGGUGCCCGUGGUCAGAACGCACUGAGGCAGAUCUUGGCCCCAGUUGUGAAGGAAAUAAUUGAGGGCGAAUCGCUCAACGUCAGAACGGAUCCAGUGGAUAUUUACAAGUGCUGGGUGAACCAGAUGGGAUCUCAGAAUGGUGAGGCCGGCAAGUUGCCGUACGAUGUUACACCUGAACAAGCUCUUAAUCACGGUGAGGUGAGGAUGCACCUGGAUGCCUCAACCCGAGAUGUGAAGGCAGUGACAGACAAGUUCCUGUCUGCCAUCGGUUCAGCUGACCAAAUCCCUUACGGGAUGCGUUUCAUCGCCAAGGUACUGAAAGACUCCCGGCAUGACAAGUUUCCUGAUGCUGGCGAGGAUGAGCUUCUGAAGAUUGUUGGCAACUUACUCUAUCACCGCUACGUGAAUCCGGCCAUGGUGGCACCGGAUGCAUUUGACCUAAUGGAUCUUUCAGCUGGAGGGCAGCUGACUGCAGAUCAACGAAGAAACCUUGUUGUUGCAAAGAUGCUGCAGCAUGCUGCGUCCAGCAAGAUGCUCAUGGGAGACGGUGCACAUCUGAGCAUCGUGAAGGAAUACUUGUCACAGUCAUCCCAGAAAUUCAGGAAGAAAAGCUUGAUGUCUGUGCCAAGGGAGACGUACACCGCACUUGCGCUGCCUGGACGAUGUGGAAACUGGAAAUUGUGGGGUGUGCUGAAGCAUGCCCUCUCAGGCGACAUCUGCACUCUGCUCAGUCCAAGGAGAAUCCCUGCCCGCAGAUGCAAUGACACAGCAUGGCUCACCACCUCAUUUUUCAUUGCUUACUGUUAUGCUUUCGCUCGUGGAAGCACAGAGCAAAGUGACAAGAAACAGCUGCGAGUUCAAGGAAUUGUCUACCUUGUUCUGAUCUCCUGCCAGCUUGUCGUGCCUGCUGUGAUGGGCAUCGCGUGCAGCGAGAUCAGCUGUGAGCCUGGCAUGACACGGAUGGAGGCUGAGAACAACGGGAAGCCCCUGCUGGUCCGUGAGGAGUCAUCUCUUAAUAUCCCAGCUAUUGCUGCUGCCCACGUUAUUAAGAGAUACGUUGCCCAGGCACCGGGUGAACUCUCCUUGGAGGUGGGAGACCUCGUGUGCGUCAUCGAGAUGCCGCCUCAGGAGCUGAGCCCCCGCUGGAGAGGCAAGCACGGCUUUCAGGUUGGAUUUUUCCCUGGUGAGUGUGUGGAGCUCAUUAACGGAAAAAUCCCGGAGUCUCUCAUCAAUUCAGUGCCAAAGCCAGAUCUUGAUGCUCUCCUCUUCCUGCCAGUGGGCUGCGUGUCAUGCCAUAGUCCUGCAGUCUCCAGAAGUGACCCCACGUGCUACCAAAACAGAUCACAGACCUGGAUUCAGGCGUUCCUCGUUCUCCCACUGCACGAGCUGUCAUGGAGCAGCAUGUGA
This is a messenger RNA of Tympanuchus pallidicinctus (lesser prairie-chicken), 2887 nucleotides long. RefSeq names its product ras GTPase-activating-like protein IQGAP1. The record is from RefSeq and is a predicted model, not a curated record. NCBI's taxonomy places the organism in Eukaryota, Metazoa, Chordata, Aves, Galliformes, Phasianidae. Gene Ontology annotation, molecular function: actin filament binding; GTPase activator activity; calmodulin binding. Gene Ontology annotation, biological process: regulation of GTPase activity; regulation of actin cytoskeleton organization. Gene Ontology annotation, cellular component: nucleus; cytoplasm.